CUCGAGCGACAUUCUGUAAAUGGUCAGGUUAUACGAAACAUAUAGUUAGUUGGGAGGAUAUGCAGAAACGCCUCAUUUUCGAAUUAGGUUUGUUUGUGUUGUGUUUGCACUGUUUGGACGAAAUAUGCUCGCGAAAUGGGAGUUAAACUGCUGGUACUUCUGGGUCUUUUUAUAGGCGUGCUAUACGGUCUGCACAUAUUAGCACAGGACUACCAAGCGAUCACCAAGCCCAAAGUUCUUCGAUUUCUGUUCAAAAGGGACCUCAAGUACGCUACGAAUUACAACGCUACAGUAAGAUGGAGGAAAAUAUUGCAGUACGAUACAAUGCAAUGCGCGCGUUUGCUCUAUUGUGAUCUGGGAGCACAUUUGCCGGACAAUGAGUUGCGGCGAGGCUUCACCUACAUGCUCGCACUAGCUACCAAAGAAGAGGAUAACGCUGCACUGGAGGAAUUCAAGUCGGCGUACUUUCAUGGCAGAAUGCUUCGCGAUAAUCCAGCACUAUGCAGAGAGAAAUAUCCGUCGUGUCCGUUUAAAGCUGUGCUUUUAUUCGAUUUGCUCCACUAUUUGCUGCAUACCCUUUAAAGAUAACGGACUGUGACACGCGAGUAACACACGGAUUUUCGAGUAACAACGUUUUUUUGUUUGCUUGCUCGGAACAAGC
Molecule: messenger RNA, 661 nt
Organism: Bicyclus anynana (squinting bush brown)
Lineage: Eukaryota; Metazoa; Arthropoda; Insecta; Lepidoptera; Nymphalidae
Exons: 4
Coding region: 136-582 (148 amino acids)
Source: RefSeq, a predicted model, not a curated record